Tachysurus vachellii is the source of this 2588-nucleotide messenger RNA. Its product is annotated as interferon-gamma-inducible GTPase 10-like. Bases 305 to 1525 code for a protein of 406 amino acids. The transcript is spliced from 3 exons. NCBI's taxonomy places the organism in Eukaryota, Metazoa, Chordata, Actinopteri, Siluriformes, Bagridae. The record is from RefSeq and is a predicted model, not a curated record. Gene Ontology annotation, molecular function: GTPase activity; GTP binding. Gene Ontology annotation, cellular component: membrane.
AGCUAUGUUGCUUAUGUUGAUAAGUAUUGCUGUUUCUAUUGUAGCCUGUUAAACAUCCUAAUUGUGUCAUAAUCUUACUUGUGUCAUAAACCUCUUGUGUGAUAUUGUACACCAUAGUUCCCUCACAUCUUGAAGGUUUGUCAUAAAUUUGUUAGUCUCAGUGUCUCAGUAAACCUCGGGUGGAGUUUGCUGUUGUCUUCUUUACUCACACAUUUGCCAGCCAGUGUAUUCCAGCGUCUCUGAAGGACAAUUCUGUAGUAUUUAUGCUCCUGUGUAAAGACGGUUUUAUCCAUCCUGCAUUAUCAUGGCAUCCGAAUUUGGAAUAAGUAAAGAAGAGGUGAAUGAGAUAAACAGCGUCCUGCACUCCAAUGUUGUCACUGAUGUUGUGGCACAAGUGGAAGAUAUGCUUACACAGAGAUCUGUGACUCUGAACAUUGCUGUUACUGGAGAGUCAGGUGCAGGCAAGUCUUCGUUCAUCAAUGCUUUCCUUGGGGUUUCUGAUGAUGAACCUGAAGCAGCACAGACAGGUAUAACAGAAACCACUCAGAAGGCCUCAGCAUACUCACAUCCCACUGCUAGUAAUGUCUUGCUGUGGGACCUACCAGGGACUGGUACUCCCUCUUUUCAUCCUAGAACCUACCUGGAGGAUGUUGGCCUCCUAAAAUAUGACUUUUUCAUCAUUGUCACAUCUGACAGGUUCCAGGAGUACCACUCUGCAUUGGCUAAAUAUAUAAUGCAAGCUCAAAAGAAGUUUUAUUUUAUCAGGAACAAAGUGGAUCGAGAUUUGGAGGCAAAUGCUAGGCGCAGGAGUCAAAGGGGUUUGUCUAAUGAUGAAGUCUUGAACCUCCUCCGUGUAGACUGUGAAAAUAAUCUGAGAAAUGAUCAGGUGAAACAACCACGGGUUUUCCUACUCUCUUGCUUUCACCCACAGUGCUUUGACUUUCCUGUACUCCAGAUGACCUUAAUAGAGGAGCUGGAGGGACACAAGCGGCAUGCCCUGCUCUUGUCACUACCCAACCUCAGUGCAUCUUUAAUACAAAGCAAACGACAGGCACUAGCUCAGGAUGUUUGGAAGAAAGCGAUCUUGGUUUCCUUGAGCAGUGUCAUGAGGGGUGCCACUCCCAAUCCCAUCGUUCCAGAACUGAUGAAGACUUUAAAAUACUAUCAGCAAACAUUUUGUCUAGAUGCAAUAUCACUUCAUCGAUUGGCUAAUAUAACAGGAAUUUCAUUUGAGAAGCUUCAGAGUGAAGUAACCUCUAUCUUUGGCCAAGGGCUGUCAGCACAGGCAGUGGAAGACUUGCUAAUUCAUCUAACUACACAACAUCAACUCUUGGCUAAUAAGUUAGAGAACCAAAUCCCAAUUCUGGGUUCUGUCAUUGCAGGUGGAAUUUCCUUUGUGGCUUCCUACUUCCUGCUGAAAUUUGCCUUAAAGGAUUUGAGUGAAGAUGGAGAAAGAGUGAUACAGAAAUCACUAUUUGACUCAUUUAAACAUUUUUCUCUAAAUGAUCCCAAUGAAGUUCUCUGAUUCUCGCUACAGUUUAAGGACAUGCAUGAAGACUCUGUUGGCUCAUACUGGAAUGCAAACACAGCAGUACUGUACAUCCCUCAAAUAACCUAAUAAACUCCCCUUUUGCUCAUGUAAAGGCCUGAGACACAUUCCAAUUCACAGCAACUUGCCAAUGCUGGCAGUUUUUUUAAUUAGAUAAUUCAUGCUGCAUGUUUUUUUAUUUGUAAUGAUGCUCAAUGUUGUGGACUGCUGGUCCUAGAUACCUAGUUCCUCAUUACAGCAUUCAUUUCAUUUUCUACCACCGAACUACCUCGGGUCACUGGGAGCCUGUGCCUAUCUCAGGCAUCAUCGGGCAUCAAGGCUUCAGUUUCACCUUCUCACCACUUUAGUCCACACACUUUGAGAGACUCUCUCUGCACUGCUCUCCAAACUAAAAUAUCAUGGAUUUGAUAAACUGGUCUCUCAACGCAAUUGACACCAUCUUCUUGACGAGAAGCUUGGGUUCGGGGGAACCUGACUGCCCUGCCGGAACGUUCGCAGCUGGCUAUACGAUGGACGCGUGGGAGAGAUGGCGGGUCGUGUGCCGGGAGCAACGACUCUCCAGGCCUACACUUACAUACACACACACACACACACACACACACAUAUAAAGAUAUGCACUCCCCCCCCCCCAUCCCACGCCUUCGCCGCUUUGUACCGCCAGUCUGACAAGCGGGUCUGUGACCAGCGCCGAAGAUAAAGGCCGCAGGACCUGAUGGCUGCUUGCCUGUGCUGGAUUACCUCCACCCCCCAACUCCCCUCCCCUGUUGCAAGUCAUGUGUUUAUGGCGUACUGUUUAUGUGCUUAUGUUGCUGAGGUGUUUUUUUUCCUGUUCCUACACUGUACUCCCCACCGGAGCAUAGUCUGGGGGUUGUUGUUUUUUUCUCCUCCCUUCCCUCAUGUUAUGCUGUAUUUCUUUUCAAUCCCCUGUCUUCCUGUCCUGUCCUCCCCUUGUAUUGUAUGUAUUGUAUGUAUGGGCAGGUUGAUGGCUAAUUUCGCUGGUACCUGUGACCAGUGACAAUAAAGGCUACUACUACUACUA